Messenger RNA from Cadophora gregata, 3097 nucleotides. RefSeq lists its product as uncharacterized. Gene Ontology annotation, cellular component: glucosidase II complex. The coding region runs from base 116 to 1801 and encodes 561 amino acids. Lineage: Eukaryota; Fungi; Ascomycota; Leotiomycetes; Helotiales; Ploettnerulaceae. The record is from RefSeq and is a predicted model, not a curated record. Gene Ontology annotation, biological process: N-glycan processing. The transcript has 3 exons.
CUGAUGAAACAGCUGAGCUAUGUAAACCUCGCCAGGGUGGCAUCUUCAAGCUCCAAGCUGUUCCCUGACUUCUACUUACCUCCCAUUCCUUUACACUACAUCACAACCUACAACCAUGAGGAGAGUAAACGCCCUAAUUGUGCUGAGCACGCUUUCUACUGCUGCUUUUGCAGCAGAAUCGUCACGUCCUAGAGGUGUCAGUCCUGAAUUUGCAAAAUACUAUAAAUCUACAGACUCGUUUACAUGUAUCUCGAAUCCUGAAAUCAAACUUUCGCCCUCACAAGUCAACGACGAAUACUGCGACUGUCCAGAUGGUUCUGACGAACCUGGCACAGCGGCCUGCACAUACAUCUCCGACCUCUCACCACCUCAGCCCGUUGCCGGAAAAGUAAACACAUCAUUCGCCCUCCCGGGGUAUUACUGCAAGAACAAGGGGCACAUUCCAGGCUAUAUACCACACAUGUAUGUCAAUGACGGCGUAUGUGAUUACGAGCUCUGCUGCGACGGCAGCGACGAGUAUGCGGGUGUUGGGGGAGUCAAAUGCGAAGACAAAUGCAAGGAGAUUGGCAAGGAAUGGAAGAAAGCUGAUGAGAUACGGCGGAAGAGCGAGAGGGCGGCGUUGAAGAGGAGGGUGGAGCUCGUGAGUGAGGCACAGGCUCUGAGAGCUGGUGUGGAGAUCAGUAUUGGGAGAUUGGAGAGCGAGAUUGCUGCGCAGGAGAAGAAAGCUGCGGCUUUGAAGACGGCGUAUGAGGAGAUUGAGAGGAGGGAGAGGGGGAAAGUGGUGGGUAGUGCUGGGGGGAAGGGUAGUAAAGUUACUAUUCUUGCUGGGUUGGCGAAGAAUAGAGUUGAUGAGUUGAGGGAGACGCUGUUAGGGGUUGUGGCUAAGAGGGAUAAGCUGAAGGAGAGGGUUGGGGAGCUGGAGGGUAUUUUGGCUGCUUUCAAGGAGGAUUAUAAUCCUAACUUCAACGAUGAGGGUGUCAAGCGAGCUGUUAAGGCUUGGGACGAUUACGCUGCUCAGAAACUCGCUGCUGGUGAGACAGAUGAGUCUGCUGAGGAUAGAGAUCUUGCCGAGGUCGUCAAAGAGGAUUCUGAGACUGAAGGUAUCAAUUGGGCUGAAUGGGAGACUGAGGAGGAGAGUGAUGUCGAAGCUCUCUACAAAUUCGAAGAGUAUCUCCCAGGACCCGUCCGCGACUGGGUGCACCAGAAGCUCAUCGAUCUCCGCAUCAUGCUUGUUGAGAACGGUAUCCUCGCAGACAACGCCAACUCCGGCUCCGAAUCCAAAGUUGUCACAGACGCCCGAUCCGCGUACCAAAGCGCCAACGACGAAGUCUCAACUAAAUCAGCCACUCUUGGUGACCUACGCAACGAUCUCACCAAAGACUACGGCACCGAUGAUAUCUUUCGCGCCCUCAAAGACAAGUGCAUCUCCAAGGAUUCAGGCGAGUACGAGUAUGAGCUCUGCUGGAUGGGCAGCACGAAGCAGAAGAGCAAGAAAGGGGGUGGCCAUACCGGCAUGGGCAAUUUCGUGCGCUUCGACAAGAUGACUGUUGAUGAGGAGGUCAGCGCUGAUGGCAAGGGACUGGGCAAGGGCGAGCGAUUGGUGCUGAGGUAUGAGAAUGGUCAGAAUUGCUGGAAUGGACCGAAUAGGCAGACGACGGUUGUGCUGGCUUGUGCGGAGACGGAUGAGAUCUGGAAAAUUGCGGAGGAGGAGAAGUGUUUGUAUAAGAUGGAGGUUGGUACGCCGGCUGUCUGCGAGGGGAGAACGGAGGAGAAGAAAGAGGGUGGGAAGGAUGAGUUGUGAUUUUCUUAUUUUUUUGAUAGCUUUGGGUCGGGCGAAACUAAAAUAUGUAGAAUUAUAGGCACUGGGUUUGAUUGGUAUUGUAUCAGUCUUUGUUCUAGAUAGCAAUUGCCAUGUGGUUGCCUUUAGCCCUUGGAUUUGACUUUUGAAGUAAAUGUACAAGUCUUGUAGAAUGAGUAACCCUUCAUAAAGAAUCCGAUAAGAUGCCCCUCUCCAAACGCCGUUGCUCCAUGCCCAAUGCCGUUUUUCCUGACCUAGUUUUUCUUGGGUAUCGAGUAUCCUCUCGUCAUAAAAUCUCCCGACUUGUGCGUCUGAGCACUGUAUCCUGUAUUUGAGAAUAAGCUCUUGAGGUUGUCGUUCAGGCCGAGCUUUCUUCUUUUAUUCCGUUCUUCUUGCUCGUCCAGGACUUUGGCUGUUAAGGAAGCUGUUGCUGAGUUUUUGAUCCCUGAUGAGGGAACUGGUGUUGCCGUUCCACUCUUCGUAUGUCCAUUGGACGUCCAAUUUUCCGUAGACUUCUUCUUGACAUCCACUUUCGACGCCUCAACAGAAUUUCCAUUUGUGGUUUCUUUGUUCUCAGCAGCAGCCUCUCCCUUCUUCCGCUUCUUACUUCCUGGAGCCUUCUUCAGCGAAUGUGUUAACCCCGCCUCCCUCAACCUAGCUAUCCUCUCAGCCAGCUUCGCAAUAUCCUCUUUGGCAAGUGGCACAAUGGGUAUGAUAUCCCCCUCCUUGUACGCCUCAUUGCACUCCACGCAAACAUCGCCCUUCACCUCCCUGAUCGCCGCUUCAGAGAACGCAUGUCCACAUGGCACCAGGUACACACUCUUCGUGUUUGGGCCUAGCUCCUUACUCGUAACAGGACACACCCACUUUUCGCUCUUGUCCUCCUUCAAAACUGUGAACUUGACCUCAACCGCAUCUCUCAAACCCUUGACUCGUCCCUGCAGCACAUCUUCUUUCUCUUUCAGUACGGAGGCGGGGGUGUCUAGGUCUUUGGGGAGGAGCUGUUCAAUGAUCGCGUCUUUGUUGUAUAGUGUUCCUGCGCAGUCUGAUACUAUAGGCGUGGUGAGAGGUCGAUUUGAUAGAGGGCACCAGGUCCAGGCGUGGGUUUGCGCUUCUUGUUGGGUAGCUUUUAGUUCGGUUGUAUUGAGUGCGCGGGCGGCGUUCUUGACGAGUUCGCGCCGGGUGGGGAUUGAUCCGCCGUCAUUACCCAUGGCUACGAAUUCGUGUAAUCGUUAUGGGGGUGAUCGGUAGGGAAAUGGGCUUGGAUUGUGGUUCUGGUUUCGCAGAGGUGUAGUGUGA